Molecule: messenger RNA, 1616 nt
Organism: Equus quagga
Lineage: Eukaryota; Metazoa; Chordata; Mammalia; Perissodactyla; Equidae
Gene: FBXO28
Product: F-box protein 28
Exons: 5
Coding region: 7-1113 (368 amino acids)
Biological process (GO): protein polyubiquitination
Molecular function (GO): protein binding
Source: RefSeq, a predicted model, not a curated record
CCCAAGAUGGCGGCGUCGUCGGAGGAGCGGAUGGCUGAGGAAGGAGGCGGCGGCCACGGCGAGGGCGGCUCCUCCUCGGCCGUCGGCUCUGCUCAGCGCCUGCCUCCCCCGCCCCCACCGCAGCCCCCGCAGCCGGGGUCCCAGGCGCCCCCAGCCCCGGCGCUGGCUCCGGACCAGCUGCCUCAAAACAACACGCUGGUGGCGCUGCCCAUCGUAGCCAUCGAGAACAUCCUCAGCUUUAUGUCCUACGACGAAAUUAGCCAGCUCCGCCUGGUUUGUAAAAGAAUGGAUUUGGUCUGCCAGAGAAUGUUGAAUCAGGGAUUUCUCAAAGUAGAGAGGUACCAUAAUCUAUGUCAGAAACAAGUUAAAGCACAACUCCCAAGGAGAGAGUCGGAAAGGAGAAACCAUUCAUUAGCUCGCCAUGCAGACAUCCUUGCUGCUGUUGAAACAAGGCUAUCACUAUUAAAUAUGACUUUCAUGAAGUAUGUGGAUUCCAAUCUCUGUUGCUUCAUCCCAGGAAAGGUGAUCGAUGAGAUUUAUCGUGUGUUGAGAUAUGUCAAUUCUACCAGAGCCCCUCAGCGAGCUCACGAAGUCCUUCAGGAGUUGAGGGACAUUUCCUCCAUGGCCAUGGAGUACUUUGAUGAGAAGAUCGUUCCGAUUCUGAAGAGGAAGUUGCCGGGAUCAGAUGUGUCUGGGAGACUCAUGGGCUCCCCUCCAGUUCCAGGACCUUCUGCAGCCCUGACAACAAUGCAGCUCUUCUCUAAGCAAAACCCGUCAAGACAAGAGGUUACCAAGCUCCAGCAGCAGGUCAAGACAAAUGGUGCUGGAGUGACUGUUCUCAGGAGGGAGAUUUCUGAGCUUCGCACCAAAGUGCAAGAGCAGCAGAAACAGCUUCAAGACCAGGACCAGAAACUGCUAGAGCAGACCCAGAUCAUAGGGGAACAGAACGCGCGGUUGGCAGAGCUGGAACGGAAACUACGAGAAGUGAUGGAAAGUGCAGUAGGAAACUCCUCAGGGUCUGGGCAGAAUGAAGAGUCUCCUCGGAAACGAAAAAAGGCCGCAGAAGCCAUAGACUCUCUGAGGAAAUCGAAACGUCUCCGGAACAGAAAGUAGACUGGAACGUGGCUCUAGCUCCAGAGGAAGGCCCGGCUUAGUGGCUUCAGCAGUUAUGCAUAUCAGGAUGCCACAAGCAACACGGUGUCCUGUAGGCUUCUAGGCUUUCAGAACACAACUUAAACUUGAACUCUCAUGGUUGGGACAUUCUUUUCCUGCUUCUCCUGGUUGAACUGAUGCACAGAAUCUUUUUACUUUGCAAUAGAUUUGUACUAACCAGACCUGUUCUAUCAUGUUUUGAGGAGUUAACUUUUUUUCUGUGCAGAUAAUGUUUAAAGUAAGUUUAUUUGUCUCUGCAUAUAUGCACAUUACAUAAGGAUCUUAAAUCAGUCUUGACAGACUAGAAGUUAAGUUGAAUACAGAAAAUGUCCUGUUCACUUGAAAGAAAAGACCUACUUUUUAAAUGGACAGUAUCUUGUUUUAAAAAACAAAUGUUGACUUUUUGUUAUAAGUGACCUUUGUCUGGAAUGUCUGAGAAGUAGUAAAUGCUUUUUGGUAUUGAA